UGCGACUUUGAGAGACCUGGGCUAAAGCAGAAGACCAUCAAUACACAACCAGAGGGGGAGAGAGAGAGAUCAUGGAGGCAACAAACAUGAAUUCUACAGACAAGGGGAAGGAUGAUGAAGAUUUGCUUCCAGGGUUUCGAUUUCACCCAACAGACGAAGAACUUGUCGGGUUUUAUCUUCGGCGAAAGGUUGAGAACAGACCUAUCAGUAUCGAAAUCAUCAAACAGAUUGAUAUCUACAGAUACGAUCCAUGGGAUCUUCCAAGAGUUAGCACUGUGGGCGAUAAAGAGUGGUAUUUCUUUUGCAUAAGAGGGAGAAAGUACAGGAACAGCAUAAGGCCGAACAGAGUGACAGGAUCAGGGUUCUGGAAAGCCACUGGCAUCGACAAGCCCAUUUAUACAGUAAAAGAACCCCAUGACUGCAUCGGCCUCAAGAAAUCCCUCGUCUACUACCGAGGUAGCGCCGGUAAGGGCACCAAAACUGAUUGGAUGAUGCAUGAGUUUCGCCUUCCCCCUAACGCCAAGGACGUUGCCCAGGAAGCUGAGGUGUGGACCCUUUGUCGAAUUUUCAAACGAAUCCCAUCGAACAAGAAGGACGCAGCAGCUGCUUGGAAAGAUACCAGAAACAAGCAAAACGGAGCUUAUCAUACCAGUUCCAGAACAUGCAGCCUGGACUCUGAAAACAGUGAGCAAUGCAAGAGUUUUUGUGACUCAGUCCUCCUACAAAACGACAUCAAACCAAAUAUCAUGGACCAAGUGGAUGCCAGAAACUACUUCCUCGUGGGUCCAUGGACGAAUGCUAUGUCACAACAAGCUCCAUUUGCAGCUUCUUGCCCCAGCUUUUGGAAUCCGAAUGGCGACGUCGACAUCUUUACAAAUGGAAAUUGGGAUGAGCUGAGACCUCUGGUUGAGCUAGCCCUUGAACCCUCUCCAUAUCUGUGAUUGCACAUAGAAGCAUGAAUGCAUGGCAGGCAAAUAUAAUAGCGUUUUCCACAACUGCCAUAACUGGGAAAUCUUCUUCAUCUUUCAGUGGGGCACUACGCACUGUAGAUAACUUUAAUAAGUAAAUGGCGAGGCAGGAAAACCAGUACCCUACAUAACUUGUACGUCCUUCAGAGAGAAGAAACUGCCAUGGAGGGUGAAUAUGUGAAAUAAUUAUGAAAGAGGAAAUCAAGGAGAUGGUUAAGGCAGUGGUGAAUUCACUAAGCCAGUGUCAGAAGCAUUGAUCUUGAUUUCCUUCUUUUUAUUUUCUAUAGGUUUUGUUGAUUAAUUUAGCUACUGAGUUUGUAGAGAAAACAGCUAGCUGGUAGGAUAUAUUUACUAAAAUUCUCUUAUUUUAUGAACAUAUAUAGCUAUGUAGUUAUUAUGCUACUAUAUGACGAUCUUGCUUAUCAAUUUAUAGUAUUUUGGUAGCAGCAUUUUGGUUA
This is a messenger RNA of Theobroma cacao (cacao), 1426 nucleotides long. RefSeq names its product transcription factor JUNGBRUNNEN 1-like. Gene Ontology annotation, molecular function: DNA binding. Lineage: Eukaryota; Viridiplantae; Streptophyta; Magnoliopsida; Malvales; Malvaceae. Gene Ontology annotation, biological process: regulation of DNA-templated transcription. The record is from RefSeq and is a predicted model, not a curated record.